Molecule: messenger RNA, 6018 nt
Organism: Phaedon cochleariae (mustard beetle)
Lineage: Eukaryota; Metazoa; Arthropoda; Insecta; Coleoptera; Chrysomelidae
Source: the annotation of a GenBank genome assembly
GUCAAAGAAUUUCUGAUUUGAAGGAAUAAAGGGAUUAUGUUUUGAUUUUAGUCAUAAUAAUUUAAUUUUGACUAUUGUACUGUAUUCUAACUUUUUGUACUGUAGUCUAUUAUAAUUAUUGAAUAUUGAUACCAUUUUUAGUGGUAAUUGUGGUACCUAAAUACCAUAGGUCUGAUAAUGUACUCUGGUCUCUGGCACCAAUGCCAUUCCAUAAGGAAAAUUUAAAAUCAUUUGAUAUAAAGUUGUAAUUAAUGAAUUUCAACAAUGAUUUAUUUACUUAUUACACCUGGAUAAAACUGGUACUCAAUUGAUAUUCUCGUCAUGAAUGGACUAGAAAUUGACUUGAUUCAAGUUCACAAUGGAGAGCUUGAUCGUCGCCCCAAAAUAACCUGUGCAGGAGAGUUGGAAGUAUUUUCCACUCUUGAAGACAAUCUUACAGAAGCUCUUCCACAAGAAAACUGUGAAUGGAGGCGAACAUUUGGAAGACCAGUUCGAUCUGUCCAUAUAGGAGCUACAUUUCUUCCUUAUAGUCUGGAAGCUUUGCCCAAAGGCAAUCAAUGGGACCUUAUUAGACAACCACUAUUUCAUAUAUACUUCACUGAUUGCAUGGAUGUUGAUGUUUAUAAAGCUUCAGUUAAAGAAGAUAUAGAAAAUUGGCUCAAAGAUCUAAAUGCUAAAGAUAUAAAUGAUUGGCUGAUAGUGGUAGUUGAGAGUUUUGAUGGAAAACGUUCUAAUAAGUUGCUUCCUAGAACAACAGUGUUGGAUAAAAUUAGAGCAGAUUUUGCUGCAAAACAAGGAGAUAGAUGUAUUUCUGUGAUAAAUCCUAAUAAAACAGAAUCAAGGUCUGCUGAUUCUUGGAGAGGCUUAGUGAGUAGGAUCAGACAUCUUUUACUUGUAGCCUAUGGUAAAGCUAUCUGUAGAUUAGAGGAACAUGUUCGACAGCAGAGAGAAAAAAGAAAUGAACCAGGUUGGAGUUUCCUAAAAUAUUUUUCUCUACAGGAGGAAUUGGCUCAAGUUUUGGAAAUGCUGGGAUUAUAUGAUGAAGCUCUUGUUCAAUAUGAUGAACUGGAUGCUUUGUUUUCUCAAUUUGUCACUAAUGGUAUUACCAAUGAGUCAGUCAGCUGGUUGGGUACUUUUCAAAAUCCUUUGGAAAGGUGGCAUGGUCUGAAUCUGAAACAAUCAAAAUUGCCAGAAAAUGCUUCCAUUUUGGAACUGAGAGCAUAUAUUUUUGCAAAACAAGCUCAUAUGCUGUUACUCAUCCAUAAGGUUUGGGAGAUGGCUUCUCGAUGUUUACCAUUUCUUCACAAUUGUACCAGAGAAUUAGUGAUUUUAGAAAUAUCAGCACCAGCAGGUACAGUUUCUUGCUGGUUAUUCUUGGCUGCUAUGGAAGUUCUAGAGACCUGUGAAAGAUUCAACCACGCUGAUGAAGUCGAGGAAUAUUCUCUGCAUACUGCUGCCUUAUGGGAAUAUGCUAGUCAAAAGGUUAAAGAUUUAGGUAAAUUGUGUGGUUUAAUGCCAGGCGGAUCACCGACUUCAGAACAACUUCAUAUUGUUGUGGGGCUUUCAGCAGGAAUGGGAGACAGUCCAGGCACCCCCACAAAUCCCUCGCCAACUGACAAACUGAAGGAAGCUUUGUGUUCUCAAGAGGCAUUUUAUAAGACAUAUUUAGAAUUAGCUGAACUAGCAAUGGGAACUUACAAACACAUAGGUCGCUUAAGAUCAGCCAGAUUGGUAGGGAGGGAAGUGGCUUCUUUUUAUAUGCUCUUGGGAGAAACUCAAAAGGCAGCAGCUUUCUUAGGUGAUGUCCUGAGAACUUUCGAACAAGACGGUUGGCAUGAGCUGGCCGCUCAGACCAACUUGGAAUUAGCGGAAUGUUUCAAACAAGCCCAAGACACUAGAAAGUUCAUCAGCUCUUGUGCCAGUGUAUCGGCUGCAUUAGAAAUCGAUACUCUAAUUCGCUGGACAUACUUCGAUGAGAUGUGUAAAUGUUUAAAUUUGCUUGAAGAACCUUUAAUAGUGCCUUUCAACAAUAUCAUAAAAAUAGUCAGUGUAAGCUUGACGAACGAUGAUCCUAUAAUGCAGGACAGCAAUAUUACUGCUGAACUAGUUAUAGAAUCAAAUUUUCCAAAGGAAGUUCUUUGUACGAAUUUUAUGAUUUCCAUUGAAAGUGAUAAUAAAGACAACAAAAAGAUGAUGGAAAAGUAUUGUGCCAGUAGGAUAUUGACAAAUAGGGACAUGAAACAACAGGAUCCUGUGAUGCAGAGGUUGAGGAUCAAGAAGAAUCUGGACUUCAAACAGGACAAACAACUGGCAUCUGCAGGUGUCGCUUCGAAAUUCACGGAACUGAGGCGAAAAGAUAGUUCACCGAUUCAGGUUCAGCCCGGUGAUUUCAGCCAUUGCCUAGAAGUUAGUAAACUGCCUCUCGUCUUAACCCCUGGACUGAACAUAAUGAGACUGAACAAACAAGCAAACCACAUAGGAAAAUAUUAUUUAGGACAAAUAGCCAUACAUAUAAAGAGCCUUCAUUUAGUUUCGCCUGCUUUAUCGCCAAAGUUGGCUUUCGAGGUCAAGGAAGAAGCACCGACGUUGAAGCUGUACAAAAAGGCGGCACCACUGCUCUCUGGCAUAGAGCAAGUUAUGAACUUGAUUUUGACCAUAGGAAGUUAUCCUGUUGACCCGGAAGCAAAAAUAAAGCUCAUAGCGUCACCAGGACUGACCAUGCAAAUUGCACCCAAGGCUGGUCUCGUCAGUACCCUAGAAAUUGAAGCGGGCAAAAACGUGCCGUUCUCCAGCACCAGGAAACCUCUAAGGGUCCUAGCGGAUAUGUUGACGAAAGAACACCAAGUAACCGUUCACGUCCCAUGGACCUCGAAACCAAUCGUGGUCCCGCUGAGUUUCGCUCCGCCGCUGACUGCAUUUUGGAAGCUGUACACGGUGUUGCACAGGAAGUUCGUUCAAAUCAAUAUUACAGGACAGUGCGAAAAGGAUUUGAUAGUCAAUCAGGCGAAGUUGAAUGUCGGAGGUGCCAUGGAUAUUGUUGAGAAAAACUAUGCGUCUGUGCAAAUUAUUUCUAAUGGUUCAACAUAUUCAUACAUUUGGGAAUUGCUUGUCAAAUCUGAUAUGGAGUCUACAAUUAAAGCAGAGUUUUCACUUGUAUAUAAAUUAGAAAAUCAAGAUGAUGUUAAUAAGCUGUAUCAAUAUUUUUUUGAUAUCACUGAUUUUCAGACCCUGUACAUCUUGGACGCGGCCGUCGAGCCGGCCAAAGAAACCGAGUUCUGCCGAGCCGGCGUCGUCUGCCGCCUCAACCUCACCAUGGAAAACGUCGCCUUACAUCUUCGCGCGCCCGAUUCGACGUCGAUAAUGUACGAGGUGCUGGCGGAACAAAGCGUGUGGGCGGUGUGCGGCCGGACGGCGGGAGUCGUGUCCUUCGAGCCGGCGGAGCGUCUGCGCAUUGUGGCGUUGGACGUGAUGCCGCUGGCCAGCGGCCAUCUGCCGCUGCCGGCCGUGCGGAUAUCGAAGUACAUUCCCGGAGAGACUGGAUCUGCAGUUAUCUUUCUUUUAGAUAUUUUGAAAAAAGGCGAUACUCAUCCAAGAUUAGAACCGUUCAGCCCUGGUCAAGUUUACAAUAAAAGCAAGGGAAAACAAUUACAUGUUAUUGUUAAUUCAAACGAAGGUGUAUAGUGAUCAUAGUAAUCAUUUCAACAUGUCAUAGAUUCCAUUCUUUGUAUUUUGAUAUUUUGUGUGAUCGAUUUUGUGCCAAUUUGAGUUUACUUGCCUAUCACAUACUUUGACUUACAUCACCUAUAUUUAUGUAUGCUAAAACACCACCACUUCACACGUUUUUAUUUGGUUAUAAUUAUUCAAUUAUAGUAGAUUUGUUGAUAUAAAAGGUUCGAAAUACCCUGAAACAAUGGUUACCAACACUACAAUUUGUAGGUAUACCAUAAUGUAUGCAGAAGCAUGCUCAAUGAAAGAUUUUUAUCAUUUUAAUUUUGUACAUAUGUCCAUCAUGGGAUGUUAGUGAUGGGCAAUGUGAAUUUUUUCCAUUUGAAAGAAAAAAUAUAAUGUAAUAUUUUGAAUUCUUAAACUUGUUCAAGUCUUUUACCACAGUAUAUCAUCUUUAGGCGAUAAUGAUAAUAUACUGUACUUUUACCCAUAUUUUCAUGGAUGUGCUUUCAAAGAAAAAAGAAACAUAAUGGAUGUAGAUUGUGGAAUUUUUCAGCACUUUAUGAGAAUGGAUCUUGGAGAUUUUUGAGUUCAGUUCUGAUGAUAAUCGAUUCAAUUUUUACAGCCUCACGUAAUUUUUAAUGAUAAAUAUGUGAAUUUAUUCAUAAUAUAAAUUUCUAUAAGUGCCCAUCACACGAUACUUACAUACCACAUGAAAAUCAAAAGAAUGUAAAUGAAGCGUUAACGAGGAACAUCUUGCAUCAUUAUUGCAUUUUUGAGUUUUUUCAUUCAACUUCCAAAAAUAGCUCAGGCAACUAAACUAGUUCAUAAUUGCAGGAAAUCUGGAAAGUUCGAAACAUAUUAUGGCACUAGUUAGGUUGACGGUCAUGUCAGUUGUCAAUCUUUGUUUCUAAGCAGCGAAGAUUAUUUUACGAUUUCAAUCGAACACGAAUAAAAUCGGCGCCAAUUCCGAAAUUAUUUCAUGAUAAGCACACGUGAAAUAUGUUUGGAUGGUUAGUUGUUGGUGGAAUGCUUCAACAAUGUAUUGUGUCUUUAAUAUGUCUAUUCUGCUUCUUAAGAACGUCUGGACUGGUCUGGACAACUAACAUACUAUCUAGACGGCUAUAUGUCGGUUCCCAACAACCCGAAAAUCUCAUCCAAAUUGCUCGCCUAAGACGUUUCUCCUUAGAAUAUUCAAACUUUCAUUCAUGACUUGAUGUGAUAUUAAAAUCAGGCCGAGUAUUCGUUUUCCUUAUUGGCGUCCGCUUACAAAUAUUCAGUGAACUGAUAAUUUAAUUUAUUCAUUAUUUUGUUGUGAGAUAAAAUAAGUGCUUUUUUUUAUUGUAAGGAUUCGUCAUAUAACAAUUUCAAAGGUGUUUCUUUGUAUAUUAUUAUUUCAAUUUCCUUUUAUCAGUAAAUCAAGUGUAACAAAUGGAAACAUUGCAUAUUCUGUGUAUUCAUUCAGCUGUGCAUAAUUCGCGAGAUUCAGGAAGUGGGUGACAUCUAGGUUACAUAAUACGAACUUCAAACUGGGGAAAAACAAACUGUUGUCUAUGGAUGAAGUGCAUAGACUACAUUGCAAACAUUUACUGUAGCUGUAGUUGUCAAACUUGUCAAUGACAUAAAAGUGUUAUCAUUCUUAUCAGUACACAGUACACAAGCUUGAGUGAGGAUUGAGUUUGUUUUCCCCCAGUUUUGACGUGGCUUCGACAUGGAACGAUGAAAACCGAGCGCCACCUGGUAGCAUUGAUUCCCGCGAAUUGGAAUUAGCGGUCUAGAUAGUAGGUUAUGUGGGUGGCCUAGACAUAGUGUUCCAUCGUCAACUGUCAAUUAAUUUUCAACUUCUUGAUUCUCAAACCUCUAAAUUUAACGAGCAUUAAAAAAUAUUGAAAUACUGAAAAAUAACCAAACCUCAUUGAAAUACUGAAAAAUAACCAAACCUCUCUCUUUUAUUUCCUUGAAAUUAUAUAAUUAUUAUACAGGGUGAGUCAUGAGGAACUUUACAUCCUUCUACCACGACGAGGCUCCUGAGGAGAAUACCCGAUGUCCAUCAGAAAUUGUCUUCUCCUCCUACUUCUUCACCAAAAUAUCGGGUGAUUUAUGAGAUUUGGCAAAAACAUAUUUUGCUCAUAUCUUUCCAACAGCUUCUUCGAUUCGUCUGAAUUUUUUAUGGAAUAUUUUGCUACUACUCCUAAUCGACUGAUCUAUUCAAAAUUUAGAAAAUCCAGGACCGUUCUUUACUAGUUCAGUUUUAAUCAAGAAGUUCAUACUGUAUAUGGUUUUUGUAAACUGUGACAGAGGAUUUUGAAAGGUCACAAACAUCAAAAAUAAAAUAUUCAAAAUUCUUCUCAC